GUAUUUAAGCGCUUCAUCAUCCCUAUGGGCCCCAGUCAUCUUCACCUGCGCUAGCAAGAGAGAGAGCGCAACCGCGCCUACCCGCUGUCAGUCAACCAAACAGUCGGUUUCAUCGGGGAGUGAGAGCAUCACAGAGACUCCUUACUAAACCCCACCAAAGGCACCCUAACCAUGGACCCCGGAAAGCUGUCGGCCACCCGCGUCACCGGUGGCCCCGCCACACCCCGCAAGGGACCGCCCAAGUUCAAGCAGAGGCAGACCCGUCAGUUCAAGAGCAAGCCCCCAAAGAAGGGCAUCCAGGGCUUUGGAGAUGAUAUCCCUGGAAUGGAAGGUUUAGGCACUGACAUCACUGUCAUCUGCCCAUGGGAGGCCUUCAACCAUUUGGAGCUUCACGAGCUGGCGCAAUACGGCAUCAUCUAAGGCCAGGCACACUCCAUCUCCCAGCAUGCCCACCAUGUGCUCCAAACCAACUGCCUCAGUCCUGGCUAUGGGCUCCAACCCGACCAAAACGCUCUCAUGCAACUAUCGAUUCAUACAAAUAUACAUCAAGACGGCAACGUUUAUAAAAAUAGAAAAAUCCAAUGAAAAAAAGUGCACAAAAAAAUAUAUCUUAUUCUUUUUUUCGGGUUUCAAUUUUUCCUUUUCUGCAGGAUAUUGCUCAAACUCGACAUCUGCUCAUUGGUAGUGGCUCAGCUCUUCCUCUUUACCCCAGAUAGCCUCUCGCUCUGGUACACAUCUGGCCCUGAGCUGGGCCAGACUCGGCUCAGGGUCGGCUGCUACUAGGGAGUGACUACUGUUUGGUCAGUUCUUCACUGUAUCUGUAGAACGGCAGCACAAUCUGUACCCCGUCCCCCCCCCCCCCGUCCCCCACUCUCCACUCUCCACCUAUUCCUCUAGCAGGCUUUUCUGUCCUGUCUUGUCCUUUUCCGUUCCUUCUCUUCUCUCCUCUCUUUUCUUCUUCAACCCCUCUUCUUCCUCUGGAACAGAACAUACGCAAGCCAAACAGCCUCAAAAUGAGUUUGAACAAACUAAACAAGUGGUGCACCCAUGAAAUGCAUGGCUUCUCAUUUCAUGCGUCUCGGCGCCUCUGUGGUCACCUCAGAGGCACUUCCACCUAAGCCGAGCUUCGGACCAAAGAAAACUAAACGAUCAGAGUCCUGUAGAGCUCACAGGGUAUGCUGCUGACCAUUGCCGAGUGGAGCGUCUGACACUAUAGAUGAAAUAUAUUUCUUUACCUCCCUCAACCUCUCCCUCUAUCCCUAUCACACACAAAAAUCAACAUUGGUAUAAUCCUCCAAAUAUCUCAACUUUCUAUGUACUUCUCCCUUAUCUUGUUUAAAAAUGUUCCAUAGAAUCAUCACGCAGUGUAUGGUCACAAAGAUGUUUUCUCAGGGAUAGGCCAAAAGUUUUGCGGACGAGGUUUGAAUGUGAGAGGCAUGAAGUUCCAUGCAUCCUCCACCGGAUUCUCCUCGUCCCCAUUUUCAGUGAGUGUAGUCUGGGGUUUUGGCACUCCUGUUUGUAGCAAAGGCACGUCUGGGGGGCUGGGUUAACUCGGGUUGGGCUGAAGGGAAAUACAGUAGUACAGUGAGGACCCCCUCUUAACACUUUGUGGUGCACUGUUCAUCUUCAUCUUCAUCAUAGCCACUUCGUUGCACUUAUCUAGUUUUAUUGAUUCAUCUUUCUUAUUUUUCAUUGAUUUUUCUUAUGUUGAACGUAAUUUUUCCUUUCAAUUUGUAGUAUAAUCAUCAUCAUCAUCAUUAUCAUCGCCAUCGUCAUCCUUUUCUUUUAUCACACAUUCUAGUUCCAUUUUCAUUGCCCUUGUAAAUCUCAUUGUAAAAUAUGAUUCAUGAUCUAUAUCCAAUUUGAUGUUGGUUGCAUGAUUUUUUUCCCUAGAUAAUUUUAGUCUUGAUGCAUCUAAGAAACUCAGUGUGUUUCUUUGUUUGCCUCAUUCAAUGUGUGAGUUGAUUUGUUUGCAUUUGUGUUGUGAUGCCCAUUUCAUCCUAUACAGCUCUGUGUUUGUGUUACUUCUUCUAUCAGUGAUUCCUGUUUCAUGCCCAUUUCAUCAUAUAGAGUUCUGUGUUUGUGUUACUUCCCACAUAUAUUCACAUCUUCUCAUCUUCCAUCAGUGAUUCCUGUUUCAUGCCCAUUUCAUCCUAUAGAGUUCUGUGUUUGUGUUACUUCUUCUCAUCUUCCAUCAGUCAUUCUUCUCAUCUAGAUGUCAUUUCACGCCUUUGUAUUCAUUAUAGGUUCACUAUUUAGAAUCAUCUGACCGCAAAGUGUUGUCCUUCCUGAGUACAUACUGUACAACUCUCUCACCAUGCAAAGUCCAAUGGCUGUUUUGCACAACUGCACACAUAAUAUGUAUGGUGAGUUGGUCCUCUAGUGUCCUGGUUUUCAUACCAGGUAAAAUUAUUACAAAGAAUUUUCUUCUGGAAUUUUCUGAUAUAGUGUUAGAGAGCUCUUGCAACUGGUUAUUGCUAUGUAAACAAGAGAGAUACGAGUACAUUUACUGAAAGAUUGAAAUGUAUAGUUAUUUCAUCAUUGUACAUGGCAGGUGUUCUCUACAGGAUGAGAUCAAAUAAAUGCAAAAAAAAGGGGAAAAAAA
Molecule: messenger RNA, 2605 nt
Organism: Clupea harengus (Atlantic herring)
Lineage: Eukaryota; Metazoa; Chordata; Actinopteri; Clupeiformes; Clupeidae
Gene: pde6gb
Product: phosphodiesterase 6G, cGMP-specific, rod, gamma, paralog b
Biological process (GO): positive regulation of G protein-coupled receptor signaling pathway; visual perception; positive regulation of epidermal growth factor receptor signaling pathway
Cellular component (GO): photoreceptor outer segment membrane
Molecular function (GO): 3',5'-cyclic-nucleotide phosphodiesterase activity; cGMP binding
Source: RefSeq, a predicted model, not a curated record